UAGCUAUCUGCAUUGUAGCUAUCUGUUGCAUUGCUAAACAUAAGAAGUGAGUCAGUGUUGAUUGAGCUAUGGCUGGUAUUCGUCAGCGCGCUGCCUCUAAGAAGGACCCAUCUCCUCCUCCACUAUACUCUGUGGAAAAGCUCUCAGCAGAUGUGAGACAGCUCAAACAAUCUGCAAUUGAAAAGGAGGUUACACUAAAAGAAUUAAUGGGGUCUGCUGCUGUAAAGGAUCAACUCAAAAUACCAAGUGAGACCCAACAUACCAAGAAGGGAUCAGCCAGCAAGUCGUCCACCAGUCCCCUGUGGUCUACACUGUUCCUAUGCUAUCGAGUGAUGGUGAUGUUUAGUCUCACUUUUGUUGUGUUGACUCUCCUCAUCUGGUUCUCUCCCUCCAUCACCUCCAUCCUCCUCAAGUAUGUUCACACGAGGCUCUACUAUAUCAUCCGUCCCUUUCGAAUGGGCAUAGCUACCGUGUACCCUCUGUUCAAUACAUUUGGUUUAGACCUUAUAAAUUCCGACUGUUUUUUGGAGAAUCCCUUCAUAUCAGAAGCCAACUAUUGUCCUUGUCUGCGUGUCAAGUUCCCCAAAGAGUUGGAGCUAACAGCAGAGUCCCCAACCCUCCCAGACACUGUUUUUCAACUGCCCACCUAUGACGUCUUUAUCGCUAGGAACGCUCUAGACACCUCAAAAGUCACCGUGGAGGCUUUCCGAGACUUUAAGAGAAACCACCCCACUCACAGAGGACCCAAAUCAUGCCUCAAGUUGACAACUAAUACUGAAGCAGGAGUUCAGAAAAUGUCUGAGCUGUACGAUCCUGAGCUGUUGGAACAGCACCUGAAUGCCAACACUUCUUGGGCAUUCACAUGGGAAGAGUGUCCCAUCGAAGAGAGGCCCCAAACAUUCCGUGAUGUCUACCCCGAGCCCGAUUACUUACCCCCUGACAUAGAGCUGUCGGAUGUCACACUGUUCACACUGAGUACACAGUGGGCACAGCUAAUGUACAAUGAGGCAAGCUUCCAGUCUGGGUCGCUCGUGGCAACACUGGUGCUGCUGGGAGAAGUGAGGUUCUCCAUUGACCAGAUACACGAGGAGUGUCUGGAGCAUUGCAGCUCAUUCAGGGAGCAGGUGGUCCUCCAGGCAGGAGAUGUCCUGCUAUUUGACCAGAGCCACUGGGGGUUCAUGGCUGUCACCUGGAGUAAGCAAGCCCUCACCACCACCAUGGCAGUAAAGAAACCAACCCCUCAAUAAAACAAUUUGACUCUUUAGAUGCAAUUAAACAACUUUUCAUGUGAAUAAUCUUUGUACAUAACAUGUAACAAAGCUCUAUGUGGUAAUGUGGGUCAAUCAGAAUGAUAAAACUUGACAA
This is a messenger RNA of Halichondria panicea, 1365 nucleotides long. RefSeq lists its product as uncharacterized. Bases 69 to 1247 code for a protein of 392 amino acids. NCBI's taxonomy places the organism in Eukaryota, Metazoa, Porifera, Demospongiae, Suberitida, Halichondriidae. The transcript is spliced from 5 exons. The record is from RefSeq and is a predicted model, not a curated record.